Molecule: messenger RNA, 4140 nt
Organism: Paramisgurnus dabryanus
Lineage: Eukaryota; Metazoa; Chordata; Actinopteri; Cypriniformes; Cobitidae
Gene: sh3glb2a
Product: SH3-domain GRB2-like endophilin B2a
Biological process (GO): membrane organization
Cellular component (GO): cytoplasm; membrane
Molecular function (GO): protein binding
Source: RefSeq, a predicted model, not a curated record
UUGAGCCACUGGACUCCACCUGGAGGAAGAAACUGUCACUACAAUAAAACGAAACACACACCGCACGUACGCGCACACCCACGCGCGCACACAUACGCUCACAGUCAGUGGCCUCUGCGGAGCGCCUGAUAAUUUUCCCACAACAAUAACAACAGUAUGGAUUUCAACGUCAGGAAACUUGCCUCAGAUGCGGGAAUCUUCUUCAGUCGGGCUGUGCAGUUUACAGAGGAGAAAUUUGGACAUGCAGAAAGAACUGAGCUGGAUGCUCAUUUUGAAAAUCUUCUAACCAGAGCAGAUUGCACCAAAAACUGGACUGAGAAGAUUUACAGACAGACAGAAGUUCUGCUUCAGCCAAAUCCAGGUGCUCGAAUCGAAGAGUUCCUGUAUGAGAAAAUUGACCGGAAGGUUCCACCUCGGGCCACUAAUGGAGAGAUAUUAGGCCAGUAUAUGCUGGAGGCUGGAAAAGAGUUUGGGGCAGACACACCAUACGGUAGCACAUUGAUCAAAGUGUCCGACUGUCAGAGGAAACUGGGUGGUGCUGAGCGAGAGUUUCUCCAUACCUCGUCCAUUAGUUUCCUCACACCACUGCGAAACUUUCUGGAGGGCGACUGGAGAACCAUUUCGAGGGAGCGCAGACUUUUGGAGAACCGCCGCUUGGAUCUUGAUGCCUGUAAAGCUCGUCUUAAGAAAGCUAAAGCUGCUGAGAGCAAAGCCGCCGCUGUGCCCGACUUCCAAGAAACCAGACCACGAAAUUAUGUCCUGUCUGCGAGUGCGUCUGCGCUCUGGAAUGAGGAGCUUCAGAAAGCAGAACAUGAGCUGCGAGUUGCUCAGACAGAGUUUGAUAGGCAGGCUGAAGUCACCCGGCUGCUGGUAGAGGGGAUCGGCAGCACACAUGUGAAUCAUCUGCGCUGUCUGCGUGAGUUCGUGGAAGGACAGGUGAUGUAUUAUAACCAGUGUCACCAGUACAUGCAAGAACUGCAGGGAGAACUGGGCAGAACAUGCACCGACUCACCUGCGGUGGAUUCUCACUCCUCCAGUGGUCCCGCUGACCCAUCCUCUGUCCUGAACCCGCCUCCUCCUCUGGAAACAGACGCUCUGCAAAUCGAAGACGUUCAGCCGCCCGCUAGUGGCACACGCAAUGCCAAAGUCCUGUUCGACUACAAGGCCGGAGAUUCCAGUGAGCUCUCGCUGCGGGCAGAUGAGGUGAUCACAGUCUAUACAGUACCUGGAAUGGACUCUGAUUGGCUGAUCGGUGAAAGAGGAAACCAGAAAGGCAAAGUGCCUGUUACGUACCUGGAGCUGUUGAGUUAAAGAGGCGAGAAAACACACAGUUUGUUGCAUUAACAUCCAUCAGCGACAUGAACGCACACGGCAUCAUACAAUGUCUGUCUUCAAAUUCGCGUUUAUUUACUGAAAAUCAAAUGAGAUGCAUGGAAUGAAUGAUAAGGUUUGACUGUUUUUUUUUUUGUUUUAUUCAUUUUUAUUUAUGUAUGUAUGAUAUGUUUUGAAGAAGUUCAUCGAUAUUGAAAGUUGUUGAGUGCAAAAAUGGCCAGGAUUUUUAUUUUAUUUUAGUAAAACUAAGUUUUUGACUAAUAUUAACUCAAUAUCUACAUUUUAGACCAUUAUUAAAUAAUGCAAUGUUCUGCGUUAUGAAACAGUCAAAUAUCUGAAAAAAAUUAUUCUUUCACAAAAGCUUAAAACUAGUGGUUGCCCAUUUUUACUAGCCAAUAUUGAGAAAGCAAUGUGGCUGAUAUAACACAAAUGUAAUCACAGUUAACAAGUGAAUUUUUUUAAACAUUUAUUGCGUAGAAUAUUUAUGAAUAUAUGAUGAGUUUAGACGCAAAAGCCGUUAAACCAAAGUAAGAUAAAGAUAUUAAAUGAAUGCUCUUGCCAUGUAUUAUACGUUCAUCAAAUACUUUCUCUUUAAAUCCGCUUUUAGCAUAGCUUAGCAUAAUCCAUUGAAUCUGAUUAGACCAUUAGCAUCGUGCUCAAUAAUGACCAAAGUGUUUUAAUAUUUUUUCUAUAUAAAACUUGACUCUUAUGUAGUUACAUCGUGUACUAAGACCGACAGAAAAUUAAAAGUUGCGAUUUUCUAGGCUGAUGUGGCCAGGAACUAUACUUUCAUUGCGGCGUAAUAAUCAAGGAUUUUGCUGCCGUAACAUGGCUGUAGCAGACGCAAUGAUAUUACGCAGCACCUGAAAAAGGUCCUCUUUGUAACUUUCAAUAGAUGGGGACUAUUUUUUGCCACUGCGUUAUAUCAUUGCGCAACUUAAAAUUUUCCAGUACACGGUGUAACUACAGAAGAGUCAAGUUUUAUUAUUUUUGAGGGUGAUGCUAAUGGUCCAAUCAGAUUCAAUGGAUUAUGCUAAGCUAUGCUAAUAGUGGUACCGCCAGACCCGGAGAUCGGCUGAAUGGAUUCCAACUCUAGGGGAGCUGGAAAAUGAGCCUAUUUAUAAAAAAGUGGAGUGUCCCUUUAAUAUCCUUUUAAAGGCACAAUAUGUAAGAUUUUCAUCAUUAUAGGUCACAUUUUCAAAACAAACAAAUUGAAAAGAUUUAUGGGAAAAAUCCGAUAAUUCACUCCCCCCCCAAAUACCGUCUGAUAUAUCGGACUGUAAUAUAUAAUAUAAUAUAAUUAUACGUUUUCUCAUUCAGAGCAUGUACAAACUUGACUAGCUGUUUAUUUUCUGCGAACUGAGAAACUGAACUGAGUCAGUAGUUCAGUAAAACAGAUUGUGAUCUUUCUUCAGGUUUUUUCUAAAGCUCACCACUAAUGCCAUUGAACUAAGCUUAAUAUUACACACAUUUAAUGUACAGAUAUUUGCACUGUUAUGAAGUUUAAGAACACCUUCAUAAUGCCUGAUUAAAACUGCCUUACAGCAUCUCAUUCAGACACAUGAUCAGAUAAAAUAUUGUUUAUUAAAGCAGCAACAUUUACAGAUAAAACUACAACAUAAUGGAUUGACUGGUUUAAAAUAUGAAUGUGAAAUUCAAGCCUUACAUGUUUGAUCUGUAACACUUGUGGUUUUUUGCAUGAAUACUCGAUGCCUGUUGCACUUACACUUCAACUUCUGUAAGUGUCAAUUGCAUUUUUUUGUGUAAUAUUGAAUAAAGUAUUUCAAUGCAGUCCAGAAGCGUGGUGGUACCAGCUGUUAAAGCUUAAUCUAUAGCAUAUAAAGUAAAUAUUUGAGCAUUCAACUUUAUCCAAGCUAAAAACCAGUGGUCAAAAUAAAACGAUGGAUUGAACUACGACAUUCAGACAGUCAGAUUUACAUCUGUUAGACGUGAUAUUCGAAAGAGUGUGUGAAACAAUUAUAAAUUGCGCUACAGCAUGAAACCGGUAUAAUCCAAGCACUUUUCUACAGUAUAUAUGUGUGUCAUUCUGUGUCAGUACUUGUGCAUGGCUGGUUUAACACACAAAUAUUUUAAACAAGUUUACUUAUUGCUUGAACACAUGGUGCAGUCAAAAUUAGUUACAUGGUUAAAUGAAAACUUGACUAGUAGUAACUAAACUUUACUGAAAACCUUAUUUUUUUUUAUUGAAAUAUAAUCUUAUGGUGCAGCUCUACCAUUUAGUAAGAGAUGAAGCAAAUUAUUGUUUGACGCUGAACACAUCUUUAACAAACUUUCUUUCAAAUAAUCUCUCUUUCAUAUUUUUAGGAUAGGCUUUAUGUGUUUUAAUAGUGAUAUGUCACAUGUGUUGUCUGUGUUUAAAACCUGGAAUAUUUUAAUGCCUGUUUAUGUGUCUGUGUUAAUCUGUCUGUAUAACAACACUUCAUUACUGCAGCUUUUCAAACCAGACUGAUAAAAAAAAAAACUUUUACUGUUGUGCUUUUCUAAAACUGAAUGCCACUUGAGUUCAAUUGGAUUGGACUUCCAAAAGCCAUAUUUAAUUUGUUUUUGCCAUAAAUAAGAUACCUAUCAGGAAAUAUUUUUUGAACCAAAUAUGUUUUUUUACUUUAAAUUUAUUAUGUAAUUUAUACCCAAUAAAUAACUAUAGUUUAGCGUUCUUGUGCAGCUAAAGAUUGAAAUGUUCAUGAUGUAUUUUAUUUGUUUCCGUUCUGUGUUUUAUUUAUUAUUAUUUUAGUUUAUAUGAUGGCCACAAUUGAACUUGUGAUAAAAUAAAACGCAUACUAGAUAACA